This is a messenger RNA of Eruca vesicaria subsp. sativa (arugula), 2522 nucleotides long. The record is from the annotation of a GenBank genome assembly. NCBI's taxonomy places the organism in Eukaryota, Viridiplantae, Streptophyta, Magnoliopsida, Brassicales, Brassicaceae.
GGUACAUGAUUCAUUGGUCGUCGAGCCCCAUCACCACCAUUCUUUACUCAAUUAAAAUUUUAUCCAUUAAAAAUAAACAUUUUUUUUCAUUUUCUCUGAUAAAUAUCAAAAUUUAUUUUUAGUAUUCUCUAUAAUCAUCAUUGAAGUGGUAGCAGAAGUGAAAAAACAAAGCAAUCCCCCGAUUGCUUAAGAUUCCUCACCUAGUCACAUGCUCCCUCCUCUUCUUCCUCACCCCCCACAAAAAAAGCAAACCCUAGAUCCAAGAUCAAACCCCCUCAGACCAAACCAGAGUUAAACUAAAAUCAAAAGACAUGAAGAGAGAUCUCCAUCAGUUCCAAACUCCAGACACUAGAUUCCCAAACCACGGGACAGCAACAAACACCAGUUCCUCUUCUAAAGACAAGAUGAUGAUGGUUAAAGAAGAAGACGACGGUGAUGAGCUUCUCGCCAUGUUAGGCUACAAGGUCAAAUCCUCGGAGAUGGCCGAGGUCGCGUUGAAACUCGAGCAGCUAGAAACGAUGAUGGGUAAUGUCCAAGAAGACGGUUUAUUAUCCAACCUCGCCACGGAUACUGUUCACUACAACCCUUCCGAGCUUUACUCGUGGCUUGACAACAUGCUCACCGAGUUCAACCCGCCGCCGCCGCCUCCGGAGAUAAACAGCUCGUUUCUCACCGGAACCGCCUCCGAUUACGACCUCAAAGCCAUCCCUGGAAACGCAAUCUACGCGAGAUCCUCCUCUUCCUCCAACCAACCUUGUGACAACAACAACAACAGUAAGCGUCUGAAGUCAUGCUCGAGCCCUGAUUCGAUGCUUACAACAACCACAACCCUCACCACCGCAACUGAGUCAACUCGGUCCAUGGCUACUGAGUCAACUCGGUUCACUGAGUCAACUCGGUCCAUGGCCACUGAGUCAACUCGGUCCAUGAUCAUUGAGUCAACUCGGUUAAACGAGUCAACUCGGUCCGUCCCCACCGAGUCGACUCGGUCGAUGGUCCUGGUGGACUCGCAGGAGAACGGCGUGCGUCUGGUCCACGCGCUGAUGGCCUGCGCGGAGGCGGUACAGAGCAACGACCUGUCCUUAGCCGAAGCCCUCGUGAAGCAGAUCGGUUUCUUGGCCGUGUCCCAAGCCGGAGCCAUGAGGAAAGUCGCCACCUACUUCGCCGAAGCCCUCGCGCGGCGGAUCUACCGCCUCUCUCCGCCUCGUUCACACGUCGACCACUCCCUCUCCGACACACUCCAGACGCACUUCUACGAGACCUGCCCUUACCUCAAGUUCGCCCACUUCACGGCCAACCAAGCCAUCCUCGAAGCCUUCGAAGGGAAGAAGCGAGUCCACGUCAUCGAUUUCUCGAUGAGCCAGGGGCUCCAAUGGCCCGCGCUCAUGCAAGCCUUAGCGUUGCGAGAAGGUGGUCCUCCUGUUUUCCGCUUAACCGGAAUAGGACCUCCGGCGGCGGAUGGUUCGGAUCAUCUGCACGAGGUUGGUUGUAAGCUCGCUCAGCUCGCGGAGGCCAUACACGUUGAGUUCGAGUAUCGCGGCUUCGUGGCGAGCAGCUUGGCUGAUCUCGACGCGACGAUGCUUGAGCUGAGGCCGAGUGAGACAGAAGCUGUGGCGGUUAACUCGGUUUUCGAGUUGCAUAAGCUUUUAGGUCGUACCGGUGGGGUUGAGAAGGUUUUGAGCGUUGUUAAAGAGAUUAAACCGGUGAUUUUUACUGUGGUUGAGCAGGAAUCGAGUCAUAACGGACCGGUUUUCUUGGACCGGUUUACGGAGGCUUUGCAUUAUUACUCCACGUUGUUUGAUUCGUUGGAAGGUGUUCCGAGUAGUCAGGAUAAGGUUAUGUCGGAGGUUUAUUUAGGGAAACAGAUUUGUAAUUUGGUGGCGUGUGAAGGUGCGGACCGGGUUGAGAGACAUGAGACGUUGAGUCAAUGGGCGAACCGGUUUGGUACGUCCGGUUUUGCGCCCGCGCAUCUUGGGUCUAACGCGUUUAAGCAGGCGAGUAUGCUUUUGGCGUUGUUUAACGGUGGGGAAGGGUAUCGUGUGGAGGAGAGUAAUGGGUGUUUGAUGUUGGGUUGGCAUACUCGGCCGUUGAUAACGACUUCCGCUUGGAAGCUCGCGGCGGCGCGUUGAGUGGGAAUGGAGAGAUGAGGUUGGUGGUGGUGUUGACACGGUUGUUUUUGAGGUUUCAAAAUCAGUGGACCGGUGAUGAGAUAUGUUCGGGGAUUAGACCAAAAAACCGAACUGAAUCGAACCGUUUUGCGUUUUGUUUUAAUUUAUUUUCCACCUGUUUAAAAUUCUUAUAUCGUUUUUGUUAGCUCGUUUUUUUUUUUAAUUUAUGCUUUUUUGGGAUAAGUUAAAUAUGCAGAGUAUGUAUUUAGUAUAAAUGUUUUAAAAUAAUAUCUCAUUUUCAAGCCCGAAAUCUCUUGACCACCAAAAAAACCAAUAUCUGUUAAUUACAACGUAUGAAUAGUAAAUUAAUAACUGGUGAUAUUAGAUAUUUGUAAUUUGUUACUAUCAGUUUAU